UUUCGUUCAUUAGAAUUCUAAAGAAAUCUCGCGUUGUUUUGUACUACGGCGGCCUCUCUUCAAGACGGUGUGCUUCAUGGCGGUUGGGGAGACUGCGGGAGGUGAAGCUCUAAAGAUGGAGAAUGGACAGGGCACAGGCUCCAAGCUUGGCCUGCCGCCUCUCACUCCUGAACAGCAGGAGGCACUCCAGAGGGCAAAGAAAUAUGCCAUGGAACAAAGCAUUAAGAGUGUGUUGGUGAAGCAGACCAUUGCCCAUCAGCAGCAACAGCUCACCAACCUGCAGAUGGCAGCAGUGACAAUGGGCUUUGGAGAUCCUCUCUCGCCUUUACAAUCGGUGGCAGCUCAGCGGCAACGUGCUCUGGCCAUCAUGUGUCGAGUGUAUGUGGGCUCUAUAUACUAUGAACUCGGUGAGGACACCAUCAGACAGGCCUUUGCCCCCUUUGGACCAAUCAAGAGCAUUGACAUGUCCUGGGAUUCUGUUACAAUGAAACACAAGGGCUUUGCCUUUGUGGAGUACGAUGUACCCGAGGCUGCUCAGCUCGCUCUGGAGCAGAUGAACUCAGUCAUGUUGGGCGGACGAAACAUUAAGGUGGGGCGGCCAAGUAACAUCGGGCAGGCGCAACCCAUCAUUGACCAGCUGGCAGAGGAGGCGCGUGCCUUUAACCGGAUCUACGUAGCGUCCGUCCACCCGGACCUGUCAGACGAUGACAUCAAGAGUGUUUUUGAGGCCUUCGGAAGGAUCAAGUCUUGCACGUUAGCCAGAGACCCCACGUCAGGGCGACACAGAGGCUUUGGCUUCAUCGAGUACGAGAAGCCUCAGUCAGCCCUGGACGCUGUGUCUUCUAUGAAUCUCUUUGACCUGGGGGGUCAGUAUCUACGAGUGGGCAAAGCGGUGACUCCGCCCAUGCCACUGCUGACCCCCACGACACCCGGUGGUCUGCCACCUGCUGCAGCUGUGGCUGCAGCGGCGGCCACUGCUAAGAUUACGGCCCAGGCAAGUAUGAAUCCCUUCCAAAGGGAUUUAAUGGCCUUCCAGGAGGCUGUAGCUGGCGCGUCAGUCUUGGGGGCGUUAGCUGCGCCCCAACUUCUUGGUCAGCAAAUGGGAAUACCUCAGGCUGUCAUGGCCGCGCAGGCACCUGGAGUGAUCACAGGUGUCACUCCUGUGCGCCCUCCCAUACCAGUGCUUCCCCAGGUGGGUUUAGUAAACCCAGUUCUUGCAUCGCCUCCGGUUCUGUCAAAUCAAGCCGGUGCCUCCAACCAGUUGGAGAAGAAAGAGGAGAAGGAAGAGAUGCUUCAGGAUGGAACAGGACAGGAGAUGCUGAGUGACCAGGAGCACAUGAGCAUCUCAGGCAGCAGUGCCAGACACAUGGUGAUGCAAAAACUACUACGGAAGUCAGAGUCCACCGUGAUGGUACUGCGAAAUAUGGUGGGGCCAGAGGACAUUGACGACGACCUAGAGGGUGAGGUGACGGAAGAGUGCGGCAAAUUUGGCUCCGUCAACAGAGUCAUCAUUUACCAAGAAAAGCAGGGAGAAGAGGAGGAUGCAGACAUCAUCGUCAAAAUCUUUGUGGAGUUUUCCAUGGCCUCAGAAAUGAACAAAGCUAUCCAAGCUCUCAAUGACCGCUGGUUCGGGGGUCGUAAGGUCGUGGCUGAGAUGUACGACCAAGACCGUUUUAACAGCAGUGACCUGUCUGCAUAAAAUGAAAUGGUUUACCUGUUCAGUCUCAUCCUGUCAUCCCACAUUCAUUUCAGCCACACUCACUGCAGAUACAGAUGCAGUUCUCCCACACCUUGUAAUUAUAUUUUUAUUUCCUUUUCUUUUUUUUUUAAAUUGCUGUUGAUAUGAAUGUUUAUGGCCUAUUUGGUUAAUGCAUUUGAAAUAUUCUUCAGUGUCACAUUUUCAUUACUGUAAUCCAGUAAAGAUCAUCUUAUUUGGUGCAAGGUUUUGAAUUAUUUUGUAAUCCAGUCUUGUAAAAAAAUGUUUUUGUUUCCUGCUUCUUUUUUUUUUCCAUUAAGUUUCCAGGACAUGUAAACAUGUUUUCUUUCUACUAUUAAAGGCUAUUGUUUGUUCAUA
This is a messenger RNA of Cynoglossus semilaevis (tongue sole), 2074 nucleotides long. Its product is annotated as poly(U)-binding-splicing factor PUF60-like. Bases 77 to 1699 code for a protein of 540 amino acids. Gene Ontology annotation, molecular function: RNA binding. Gene Ontology annotation, biological process: regulation of alternative mRNA splicing, via spliceosome; alternative mRNA splicing, via spliceosome; mRNA splice site recognition. Lineage: Eukaryota; Metazoa; Chordata; Actinopteri; Pleuronectiformes; Cynoglossidae. The transcript has 11 exons. The record is from RefSeq and is a predicted model, not a curated record. Gene Ontology annotation, cellular component: catalytic step 2 spliceosome; precatalytic spliceosome.